AUGGCUACACCAUUGUUUAUACCCCAAGAUAUCGUCCAAGACAUACUCACAAAACUUCCUGUCAAAACCCUACUCCGACUGAAGUGCUUAUCUAAGAACUAUUGCACUCUUAUUGAAAGCCCUACUUUCAUCUCCUCCCACCUAAGCCACUCCAUCAAGAAUCCUUCUCUCCUUGUAUUCUUGGGUGACAAUAAUUUCGAAUUAAGUCCAAGAUCAUCCUUCCACAGCCAUGAAACAAUAACCAAUUAUAGCUUCACACCCUUAACCUUCUCCUACCACUACGUAAACGUUAUAGGUUCUUGCCAUGGCUUACUCUGUUGCCAAUAUUUAGACGACGAAACCGAUGAUUUUGAGUUAGUUACUGUAUUGUGGAAUCCUGCAACCAGAAAAUUCAAGCGUCUACCCAAGCACGAUCCAGAAGAAAGGUGUGAUCAACUGGCUAUAGGAUUGGGGUUUGAUCCCAAAGGAAACGACUAUAAGUUGGUAAGAGCUUCAGUCUUUGGCCGAUAUCCUCGAGCUUCGAUUCUCUGUGAAGUAAUUGAAAGGAAUAAGGGUGUUUGGAGAAGGAUCACACAUGACAACCCUGAUUAUGUCCCUCCCCCUGGAGGACUCUGGCAAAUUCCUAAGACUGCUAGUGCAGCUGUACAAGGAGCAUUAUAUUGGAAUAUUGAUGGCGAAAUAUUACUUUCCUUCAGUUUGCUUGACGACACCUUCCAAUGGAUACCCUUUCCGCCUCCUCUAAAUAACUAUUCUAUGACUGGAUACAACAGCCGUUAUCGUCUAGAAACUUGUUGUGCAUGGAAAGAAUCAGUUGCUGCUGUAGCAAACUUACCUAAUUUCAGGAGUAAGGAUCAGUGCUUCGACAUAUGGGUGCUGAAUGGUAGUGAUAAGGAAAGAGCUUGGUCAAAACUGUUCACAGUCACUGCCUCGGUGUCUGAAAGAUUAAUACCAAUUUGUUUAUGGAGAGAUAGAGAAGUCGUAUUUAAACAAAGUAAUGAAGAUGGAAAAAAGCUGGUCUGGUUAGGCAUCUACGGAGAAACAGGACUUUCCAAAGACUGGGAGGAAGAUGUCUAUGUCCAUGCUUGGUGGAAUUACGAGGAGAGCUUGGUGGAAUUAUGA
Dovyalis caffra is the source of this 1119-nucleotide messenger RNA. The record is from the annotation of a GenBank genome assembly. NCBI's taxonomy places the organism in Eukaryota, Viridiplantae, Streptophyta, Magnoliopsida, Malpighiales, Salicaceae.